CCCGGGCCCUGAUUACAGGAUGCCGGUGCAGGUGCACGCUCGCCUGUUGGGGAAAAACGAGUCAGUGAAGGAGGUCCGGAAGUUUGAUGUCUCUCAGUCAUUUUUCCAUCGCAACUUUGCGUAUUUUCACACCAAGAUCGCAGAAGCGUUUCAUCUGAGAAAACGUUUCAAGCUCUACUACAAAGAUAAUGAUGAGAUGGUGGUGUUCUCCUCUGAUAAUGAACUGGCCACAGCUCUGACAACCGUACAGGACAACGUCUUCAACGUCUACAUCAAAGUUUCUGAACAAUCCAAGUCCAAACCCAAGCCAAACAACGUUUGACCUCUGAGAACAUCUGCUGGAAACCUGAACACCAACCCACCCUGUGUUACUGACACACACUCACACAAACCCACACUUCCCCUAGGGGAUUAAUACAGUAUAUCUUCUUCUUCUUCUUCUUCUUCUUCUUCUUCACUGGUUUCCAUGGAAACAACAGAUUAAUGUUCUUCAGGCCUCAAUCUUGUUUUAAACUUUUAUUUUUUUCAGUAUGUUUUAUUGUUUAUUGUUAGAGGGGCAGAGUAUCAUGUAAACAGAGUUACA
Molecule: messenger RNA, 583 nt
Organism: Dicentrarchus labrax (European seabass)
Lineage: Eukaryota; Metazoa; Chordata; Actinopteri; Moronidae
Product: sequestosome-1-like
Exons: 3
Coding region: 20-322 (100 amino acids)
Molecular function (GO): protein binding
Source: RefSeq, a predicted model, not a curated record